This is a messenger RNA of Acanthaster planci (crown-of-thorns starfish), 11234 nucleotides long. Its product is annotated as sushi, von Willebrand factor type A, EGF and pentraxin domain-containing protein 1-like. Gene Ontology annotation, molecular function: calcium ion binding; protein binding. NCBI's taxonomy places the organism in Eukaryota, Metazoa, Echinodermata, Asteroidea, Valvatida, Acanthasteridae. The record is from RefSeq and is a predicted model, not a curated record.
UGUGUCGUUCCCAGGACAGAUAGCAUUCAGAAUGGUAUCAUCAAUAUCAAGCAAUCGGGGGCUGUGCUAAAGAUCGACUGUCAGGCUGGGUACGAGAUGAGGGGGUCAUCAGUGCUGUACUGCAAUGGUCGGCAAUGGAACGGAACUUUACCAACAUGUACAGCCGCGCAGCCGAGUAAUGGCUACCCCGCGUCCAUACGGGAUGGCACUCACUGCGGUAAUAGCAUACCUACAGUGAGCAAUGCGUACCUGCGAUAUGCAAACAAAAAGGACGCAGAGGGUAGACUGUUUUACGCUCUAGUUUACAGCUGUCACCGAGGCCAUACUUUGCGUCCAGCCAACUACGCCGUGUACUGCUCCGGUGGUAAUGUUGUCGGGACACUACCAAACUGUCUGGCUACUUGUGGCCAUAAUAAUGGAGGAUGCCGGCAUACCUGCAGGAAUGGACCCGACGGUGCAGUCUGCUCGUGUUGGGAUGGGUACCAACCAGCAAGUUCAGACGGCAAGACUUGCCGAGAUAUCAACGAAUGUUUAGCCAACAAUGGCAGAGGUCCAUGCCAGCACAUAUGCUAUAACAGCCCUGGAAGCUUCUCCUGCUAUUGUCACUCAGGAUUCACUUUGGCACAAGACAAAACCAGCUGUUUACGAAAUCAAGACCAAUGCAAAUGUGGUACACACGGCCGAUGCGUGCGAAAUUAUGGUACUAGGCCUACGUGCGUUUGUUAUGAUGGAUACCGCCAGAGUAGUGAUGGUCUACGUUGUGUUGAUCCAGAACCUCCAUGUGAUUGCGGGAGAGGCUCUACCAGAUGCGAAGAAAUCGAUGGAGUAAAGAGAUGUACCUGUGCUCGUGGGUACAGAGCCAGUUCUGAUGGAACUAGAUGUGAUGACAUCGAUGAGUGCUUGGAGAGCGAGGACGGCCUGGCUGACUGCCAGGAGGCGUGUCAGAAUACCUUGGGCUCAUACAGCUGUUACUGCCCCCAACAGUGGCUUCGUCUCGCUGCAGACCUGCGGUCUUGUGAAGAAAGGCCGUGUAAUUGCGGAUUGGGCUCAUCCAGCUGCUCCCAGCCCAACGGAACGAAGAUCUGCACCUGCGCAGACGGUUACAAGCUUGCCCUAAAUGGAGCUAGCUGUAUCGGUAGGUUGGUCUUGAAUGAUGUGCAAACAGAUUCAGAGAUGGGACUUUCUAAUGUCAUUAGCUACUUACCGGUAAGCAAGAAUAUGUCUUUAGCUUUGGGAUUUGCUUUUCUUCAAGAAAUUGUUUGGUUAAAAAAAGGGACGAAGAAAUCGUUUGAACUCCCGUGCAGCUGUGGACGGGGCUCAACUGCUUGCUCCUGGCCCAACGGCGUGAAGAUAUGCACUUGCGCUGACGGCUACGAACCAGCCCCACAUGGAGCCAGCUGUGUGGAUCGCAACGAAUGCCAAGAGUCUGCUCCCUGCGAAGGUCAAUGUUUUAAUACACAGGGUUCUUAUUACUGUAGAUGCACAGUGUCUGGCUACCGGCUCGCAGCAAACCGUCAUAGCUGUGAAGAUAUUGACGAAUGCCAGGAUUCAAGGUUAUAUAACUGCCAACACACUUGUGUUAAUAUCCCAGGCAGCUACCGAUGCGACUGUCCACCUGGAAACUUCCUAAUGCCUGAUGGGAGAUCAUGUCAAAAAUGCAGACCCAACUCAUAUCGCAGUGCCACCGCUAACGAGUGUCUGGAGUGCCCGGCGAAUUCCCAAACAUCCGGCCGAGGCGCUGCUUCCAUCUCAGAGUGCCGCUGUGUGCCGGGCUUCAGCGGAGAUCUCAGCCGUGAUGAGGUGUGCAAAGAUAUUGACGAAUGUGAGCAAGACAAUGGGGGCUGUAAGCACCACUGCAGUAACACACCAGGGAGUUUCUACUGCACAUGCCCAGAUGGCUUCAGGUUGAUAGACGAUGGGAAGACAUGCGAAGAUCAUGACGAAUGUUCACAGAGCAAUGGCGGGUGUCAACACACUUGUUCCAACACGGUGGGCGGUUUCACCUGUGGAUGUAACGAGGGCUAUACCGUAGACCCCUCUGAUUCGUACUUGUGUGUCGACGUGAACGAGUGCGAGAUGGGUACUCACGACUGCCCGCAGGACUGUGGCAACUUUCCAGGCGGGUUCCACUGUCGAUGCAACGACAAUUUCAUACUGGCGCGGGACGGCAAAACAUGCAACCCUGUAACUUGCAGCCCGAUCAUCUUGGCGGAGAACAUGAAAGUGUCACCGCGAGAACUGUGUCUGGGUAACCACGCGACCAACAUUAUCUCAGUUGAUACAACCUGUCGAUUCAGCUGCAAGAAUGGUUACGAGUUGCAAGGAGGCGAGGCGAGGACGUGCCUGAACACGGGACGUUGGGCGGGCGAGCUGGCAUCUUGUCACCCUGUGCGUUGCCCAGGACUGCAGCCCCCUUUGAACGGCUUGAUGAGUCCUCCACCGUGCAUGCAGGACGGUGGCAUCGAGUUCAGAGGCAUCUGCGCUUUCUCCUGCAACGAAGGCUACACGUUGGAAGGCUCCUCGUUCUUGACUUGCAGGGCAAGCGGACAGUGGUCUGGAGAUAAACCGACUUGCCAGGAGGUUACCGAGAUAACGUGCCCAAGAGACAUGUCUGUGGUGUUGGAGCAGGGUACUUCUCAUGCCGUACUCGACCUUCCGAAGCCGGUCCACACCUUAGACCUUCUGGAGGCCAACGUACCAAUAGUCGGUCAUCGCUUCCCGGCAGGCAACACCAGGGUGACGUACACCGCUCGGAGCAACUCCUCAGAAUCUUCGGCCUCGUGUUCGUUUAACGUUGGUGUGAUAGAUGAGGAAGCUCCAGUCUUUGAAUCCUGCCCGAAAUCGUUCACUGUGAAUACCGACGAACAGUACCCAACGAUCGAAUGGGAGACUCCGGUGGCUACCGAUAACGUCGCUGUAGAUAGUAACACCACUUGGAUCACGCCCGAAGGCCGUUUCACGUGGGGCACUUACACCGUUCUGACAGAGGUCCGCGACGCGGCUGGCAACUCCGCCUCCUGCAAGUUCAGCAUCUCCAUUCAAACCAUCGAAUGCGGUGAACCAAACGGGCCUCUGAACGGAGAGAGCGACUGCUCUGAUUGGAUGUUCGGCAAGAUCUGCGAGCCCAGAUGCAACCAAUCGCAUUACUUCUUUAAUGGACCUCCACAGGACGUUUACCUGUGCGGUUUCAAUGGAGUUUGGUCACCUUCGGCAGAGGUACCCGACUGUAGCCCCUACAGUUACUUGGGCAACAGGACAACUUGUCCAUCUGGGAGUGAGUUGAAGUCGUUUGAGGAGCUUCAGGAUCCUGUUUGCAUUGCCUGUCCUCGUGGUAUGUACUCGGUCGUGGUAGACUCUACCCCUUCUUGUCUGCCGUGCCCGACGGGGACAUUCCAAGACGGAUUCGGCCAGCUUUCCUGCGAGCCGUGUCCCCCUGGUGAAACCACUGCCUCAGAAGCCGCAAAGAGUCGCCUUGAUUGUUCCCAAAGGGAAGAAGUAACCGUGAAGACGACACAGGCAGCGAUAACGGAGAGUAAGCACACGGCACAACCAGCUGGCCCAGCCUCCGAUGAGGGUGCAAAUUAUGCCAAAGUUGUUCUACAUUGGCUUCUUAAACAAGAGGACUGCAGUUCAGUGAAAAUGCAGUCUCUCGUGGUCAUAUUUCUCUCGGCAAUUUCUUUGAUACUUUGCCCCUCAAUCGAGGCGCAGGUAUACCCAGAAUGUCCUCAGACUGCGACAGAUACUGAGCAAAACCGCCAGGAGAUCCGUGAGACUAGCAGGAAAUUCGUCCAAAUCCUGGAGCGAUACCAGAAUAAGCCGGCCGAGAUCGUCUUUGUCCUCGACUCCUCGGGCAGCGUGGGGGAGGGUGACUUCGGCUGCGAGGUGCAGUUUGUCCGGCACUUCUCUAAGCUGUUCAGCGUGUCACCGGAGACUUCGCGUGUGGCGGUGGUAACCUACUCGAGCUGCGACGAAAUCUACACCGACCUAGACUACAUCAACUCCCCGGUCGGCAAGAACAAAUGCACCCUCCUCGGCACCGAUCUACCAAAUGUUUUCUAUCGAGGCGGAGGAACGUGUACAUCAGACGCACUCCGCAGAGCCCACGACAUUCUGGCUGGUUCUCGGCCGUCGGCAGAUAAGAUUGUCUUUCUUCUGACUGACGGCAUGUCUAAUGAUGCUGAGGAUACGCUUAAGGCUGCCACUGAACUACGAAACAAGGCUACCAUCUUCUCCCUUGGAUUGGGUACCGGCGUCAACGUUGAUGAGCUGAACGGCGUCGCGACAUCUCCAAACAGCGACCACGUUUUCCUGUUGGCUCACCUGACCGAUAUUGAGAGCCUGGCUGAGAAAGUAAUUGGAGAUCAUAGAGAUAUGGCAUCGUGGGAUCGCGACGUGCCCUCUGACCUUUGCUGCUCGGGGAGUAACUGCUGUGAUUUACGAGCCACCUGCUCAUGCGCAACACAAACCGGAAGCUACGGAUGCGCUUGCCAUCCUGGAUACACAGGGGAGGGGAAGCAAAAUCAAUGUACAGCAUGUCCCCGUGGUACCUUCAAAUUACAGUACGGCAACCAGGCUUGCGCCAGCUGCCCCACUCUCUCCACAACAGCGGCAGAGGGCAGCACAUCCCUCGAUGAGUGCGAGUGUCUGCCAGGGCAUCGAGGCUCCCCAAGCUCGCAGGUGCCUUGCACGCCAAUUACAUGCCAACAACUGAGUUUCGCUGAGUCCUCCGGUGUUCUACUUGUCCCACCGAACUGUGGCAAUCUCUACGGUACCGAAUGCAGCAUGCAAUGCUUACCCAACUACAGACCACAGCCUGGUACCGCAGAUCAGUUGACGUGUUUAGCCAAUGGCCAGUGGUCUGAUACUCCUCUCCAGUGCAGUGAAAUUACUUGCGGGGCAUUGUCUGCCCCGACCAACGGUCAUCUGUCCUGCGACACAACAGACUGGCACAUUGGCACUGUCUGCAAUGUGACGUGUAGCGAAGGCUAUGAGCAAGAGGUCGACCUCCAGAGACGUUGUGAGCUCAACCUAGUUCAGCAGGUCGGAGAGUGGUCUGAUGAAGUUGGAACUUGCAAAGCCAAGACAUGCCCUGCCCUUCUCUCCAAACAACGAAUGAGAGUCCGACCAGCUUCAUGUGAAAAGAAAGCUCAGGAGUACACAUCUGAGUGCUACUAUGAAUGCAUUGAGGGAUUCAGGUUGGAAGGGGUGGGCCUUAAGACAUGUCAGGCCGAUGAGACAUGGUCGAAUUCAUCAGUGGAAAACAAGUGCAUUGAUGUUCAGCCGCCAGAAUUUACCUUCUGCCCGGUCAAUGUUUCGGUGGUAACCGACCGCAACAAGAACUUCGCCAAUGUCAGCUGGGACCAGCCGACCGCACGUGACAAUGCCGGGGAACCACGGGUCGAGGCAUCCGCAGCGACUUCUCAAGAGAGAUUCUACCUUGGUCAGACUACCGUCACAUACACAGCGCGUGAUGAUGUGGGACUAGUGACCAACUGCACUUUCAUUGUUACAGUUGAAGACCGAGAGGCACCGCGAGUCAUCUACUGUCCUGACAACAUUGAGGUCGAGAGCAGCGAAAGACAAACAAAUGUUGACUGGACAGUGCCCACCUUCAAGGACAACUCCGGGGAGCCAGUCAAAUUGACAUUCAACCGACCACCUGGGUCUUACUUUUCCUGGGGAGUAGCUGAGCCUAUCUGGUACAGAGCCGAGGAUGGAGCAGGCAACAGGGUGUUUUGUAAUUUCACCGUUUCAGUGAGACAGUAUCCGUGUCCCUACUUCCCUCCGCCACAGAACGGUGCAUUGGCCUGCGAAACUUGGUUAGGAGGUCAGUUCUGUCGAGUGGCUUGUAAUGAGAAUUUUGAUUUCAACCGGAAACCUGCAACAGAAUACUUCUGUGACAACGUGGCCCAGUGGGCACCGUCGCCACUCUCUUUGGACAAUCCCGCUGAAUUUAAAGUUCCUUGGCCAGAUUGUUCAGAAAUGAGAGAUCCUACGGCGGAGACAACACUUGGUGUCCAGUUCUAUGUUAGCGAUUGCCAGCUGGACGACGACGAUAGAACGCAGAUCGCUGCAGAUUUUGUGGCAAGGUUCCAGGAACUCAAUGAUGUCAUUCCCGGCUUUUGCCUGCCUGAUUCGGGUUGCUCAGUGGAGAAUGUCCAAGUGACAUGCGGUAUUAAAAACACCACUCAGGAAGGGGGUAGGCGUCGUAGGCAAGCCAACGAUGCUGUCUUGCAAAUAGAGUUCACUGUGGUCGUCGACACCAGCCAACAGCAGCCCCUGAACGAGUCAUCAGCAGCAGACCAGAGUGGCAGUUCCAUCCAGGCACUCGGUGACAUUGUGGAGGCAAUGGACACUGCUGUCUCUACGGGAUUACUUGAACUUCCCACGGAGGAUGGUAACGUGCUGUCCCCAGUGGGGCCGGUUGGCAUCCUGCGCCCAGUCACACUGUCAUGUCAUGAUGGAGAGGUCCUCCGGAAUCAGUCUUGCGUUGUGUGUCCAACGGGUACGUACCACGAUGUUCAAGGUGGUGUUUGCCAAGACUGUAGAGUUGGAUCUUACCAAAACAAAGAGGGCCAGAUGACUUGCCUCCAAUGUCUGUCUGGGUCCACAACCAGGCGCCCAGCCUCCAAGUAUCCAGAAGAUUGUAAAGCACGCUGUCCAAAGGGUACCUUCUCCUCCAGUGGCCUUGUUUCCUGCAUGGCAUGUCCACAGGGAACCUACCAGCCAAGAGCGGGCACCACAUCCUGCAAACCCUGCCCCCACGGCCUGACAACCUGGACUGAAGGUGCCAUAUCAGAGGAUGAGUGCUCAGGUGAAUGCCCAAUGGGCUCGUACUCUGGUACAGGCUACACACCCUGUUCCCCUUGCCCUAAGGGCACGUACCAAGAACUCAUUGCCCAGACAGCCUGCGUCCCCUGCCCAGAGGGACUAUACACCCACCACGAAGGAGCACAUGCGCUGGGCUACUGCCAAGAGAUCAACGAGUGCGAAUCUCAGCCCUGCAUGCAUGGGGCACUGUGCACCGAUCUGCCCCGGGGCUACCGGUGUGUCUGCCCGCCGGGCUUCACCGGUCCCAACUGCCAGUUGAACAUCAACGACUGCAACCACGAUCUGUGUCUGAACAAUGCGACCUGCGUGGAUCAGGUAGCAGGCUAUCGCUGCGAGUGUACAACAGGCUACGAGGGAGAGCACUGCCAAAUUGACGUGGAUGAGUGCCAGUCAAAUCCGUGCAGUAACAACGCUGUUUGCUUCGAUGGUCCAAACUCCUAUAGCUGCGAGUGUGCACCUGGAUUUACAGGGGAAUUUUGCGAAGUGAAUUUCUUUGACUGUGCGUCCGAUCCCUGCCAGAACGACGGGACAUGCGUAGAUCUGGCUCAGAAUUACACCUGCUGUUGUAAGCCAGGCUACAGGGGGCGCCACUGCGAGAUCCUGGUGGACCACUGCCUGUCAGAUCCCUGCUUGAAUGGUGGCACCUGCGAGGCCAGCUUCAACUCCAUGACCUGCCUGUGCUUGCCUGGAUACGCAGGAGAGAGAUGCGAACAGGAGUUGAACGAGUGCGAGUUACAGAACGUGGUUUGCCAACACGGAGGGAAAUGCAUAGACAUUGUCAAUGGCUUCCGUUGCAGUUGCACUCCUCGUUACUCUGGCGAGUACUGCGAAACAGCUCUAUCAGGCGACUUUGACCUCCUGUUCCCCACGGCCAGCACAUCAGAUUACGUGAUGCUGCAAGGUACCAUGCCAGGCCUCAAUGCUCUGACCCUGGCCUUCUGGAUGCGGACCACGGACACGGCGAACGCCGGUACUCCGCUGUCAUAUGCGACGCGUGAGGCCGACGGCACAGUGCAAGACAAUGCCUUCACUGUCACUGACUACAACAGCUUGGCUUUCAUCAUCAACGGGGAGUUCACGUACACGGAUGAGAAACUCAAUAUCGAUUCCAACUGGCGUCACGUUGCCAUCACUUGGGCCAGCUUAGACGGCCGCUGGGCCUUCUAUGUAGACGGGACUGUCAGACGGUCUGGUUACGACUUCAAGACUGGUUCCUUUAUACGGGGAUCGGGUGUGCUGGUCCUUGGACAGGAACAAGACAGCUACGGGGGUUCCUUCACCCAAACCCAGGCCUUUGUAGGGGAUUUAAGUCAGAUGAACAUGUGGGACUACGCCAUGACACCCGAUGAGAUAACAACAGUGUACUCGUCUUGCGCGGUGUCAGGUAACGUGCUUGGCUGGUCACAGGUUGCUUCCAGUAUCCAUGGUGAUGUCUCCCUCGUUAGGAGUUCGCAGCUUUGUCCAAAAAUAAAUAACUGUCAACCAUCAACAUGUCUGAACGGUGCCACGUGUACUGAUCUGAUUGGCUCCUACCAAUGCCACUGCGCUAUCGGUUACCAAGGCACAAGUUGCGAGCUCCUGAGCACUUCCUGCACCCCUCAAACAUGUCUUAAUGGCGGGAGUUGUCAUAGCAAUGGGUCCUUGUUGUUCUGCAUGUGUGCUCCAGGCUAUUCAGGAGAGAGAUGUGAGCAGCAGGACCUAUGCCCGUCAUCAGCCACAUGCUUGAAUGGUGGUGUCUGUGUUAAUGAUGGCUCUAUCCCAAAAUGCAAUUGUGCUCCUGGUUUUACUGGUCGUGUUUGUGAAUAUGACAUAAACGAAUGCGCAUCUGACAACGGCGGCUGCACGCACGACUGCCUCAACACGCUGGGUUCCUUCUACUGCAGUUGCUCCAGCGGCUUCGCGUUGCAGCCAGACGGCCGAUCGUGCUUCGAUGCUUCCUACUGCACACACGAAGGGAGGUUUCACCUGGCAAACGAUGUGUGGGAUUUCAAGUGUUCCACUUGUCGCUGUGUGCAAGGUGUCCCAGUGUGCCAAAUCAAGAUGUGCCCCGCACUCAAGUGCAGUAAGGAUGAGUACGAGUAUAAAGCGCCAGGAGCUUGCUGUCCACAGUGCCUGCCAGCCUCUAAGAACUGUACCAUCACGCGAGACGGCGGGCACAUCACCUACGACUUCAACCGGUACGAGCACCAUGGCAACUGCCGCUACGUGCUGAGCCAGGACUGCACGGGGAGCCAGUUCAGCGUGGAGGUGCAGUACGAGGCCACCAAGAAGAAGAUCAAGAAGUGGGCUGUGUGGCUGCGAUUGGAUUGUGUGGAGGUGGAGAUUGCCUAUGAUGGCUCAGUCAAGGUUACUGGUGUUCCGGUGGAACUGCCAUACCUCCAUGCCGAGCCAAUGAAUGUCAUGAUCGCUCAGACCAACUCGUCAGGUGUGGACGGCAUCGCUGGGAGCAGCAUCGAGAUCCAGACAGACCGCGGCGUGAUCGUCAGCUGGUCCCAGCUGGGCGCCAUACAGGUCACAGCGCCUGGCACGUACGCCGGCCAGCUCUGCGGCCUUUGUGGCAACAUGAACGGCAACCGGAAGGAUGACCGCACCACGAGGCAGUUCCUGCCGGCGCGCUCCGCCCGGGAGUUCACCCACAGCUGGAAGGUGGACGGCUACCGCUACUGCACCGUGCCCAAGGUCAGGAGUAAGAGCCGGCUGGCCUUUGGCGCCAUCUCCACCGACAGACUGGCGGCCUGUGCGGGGCUCAACUUCAAUUUCCUGAGGGACAUCAGGAAGAAGUGCAGCAUCUUCAGGCGCAGAUCAUUCCAGAUAUGUCACCCGGUGGUCAGCCCCACCAGAUACUUCGAAUGGUGCAUGCAGGAUUCCUGCAGCUGUAGCUCCAACGAACCCUGCCACUGUGAAGCUAUCACGGCCUACAUGUACGAAUGCCAGCGCAACAACGUCCCCAUCCAGUGGACCUCAAAUAACGCAUGCAGCAUCCGAUGCCCCGAGGGGAUGAUCUACGACCAUUGUGGCCCCGCCUGCCUCCCGACAUGCGAGGACCCCGAGCCCCGUGGGCCUGCCUGCCAGACUUCAUCCUGCACACCACGCUGUCAGUGCCCCGCAGGCACUGUACUCCACCAGGACAGCUGCAUCCUGCCCCGCUACUGCCCCGCUUUGUCCAAAGAACACUGAAGAAUGGCCACGAGGCCACCUGCUUCCACAUGAGUUGAAAAGAACUGCUCAUGCUUGAUAAUCAAGUAGCAUUGCCUUUUAAAUAAUUUUGUACAAAAUCCGACCGAAAAGUUGAUCAUUAAAAGCCUUCACUGACUUAUCGUUUUGCGUGUUAUUUAUGCAUAGCACUUUGUGACUUUCAUGUCUGAUUAUAUGCUGAGAUGGACUUUAAAAUUGGAUGGAAACCUUUCGUUUCUCAUACGUUGAUCUGAAUAAUUCACUUGGAGUGUAGCUAUAGUCAGUUUCUUCUCACCUUUACAAUACCACUGCCCAAGACAUACUGUGUCUAAUGAGUGGGCUUAGGGCUAGCUUUGCAUGAUCAACUCAUUUAUGCAUGAAAACUUUGGGGGUGGGGCAUCAACGACGGCAUAUUUGGGGAAGGGGGUGUAAGCAGUUGGGAUGAACUCUGGACGAGUUAGCUGUGUGUAUCUGUCAAUAUUUCAUUCGUCACUCUGGCAUUUUUGAAUAUUUUUAAGAAAACAACUUCCGUUUUGAAGGUUAUGUUCCAGCCAAAUAGUUUGCUUGGGGUUUUGUACAUUUUCAGAUUGGACUGAGAUACAGGUGCAAAGGAAGCACUUCUCAUAUCAGCAGACCAGAAGUCUAUGUUAUUUCAUUUUGUGUUCAUUUCCUUGCAGCAAAUUUGAAUGAAUAUUAAAACUGUAUAUGUACAGCCGUACACAAAAACAAGUACAAAGUGAAUUUAAAAAUUGAAGUGCUGAAGCUUUUAUAAAGAUGACUUUAAACAUGGAUGUACUUUAUGCAUCAGUUUAAAGUAAAGUAAGGCUCCUUUUUGCAGCUGUUUGUAUCUAAUGAAACCCGUAUGAAUCAGACAAGGUAUAUCUGUGCGUGAAAUUUACCAAGAAAUAUUGCUCACACAAAGAAAAUAAUAUCUGAAUCUUAAAGGUUUUUUUUCACUUUUUAUUAUAAUUUAUUUGUUUCUAUUAAAGACAUAUCAAAAUUAUAUGUGGACAUCACUAAUUUUUCCCGGCUGUGGUAUAUCAUGCUAUCGGAAAGCGACAUGUCCUCAAGAGUCGAAUUUUAGCAGGAAAAAUUUCGAAGCAGUUACUAAGAAUAGACAAUUUUUCAGACCAUUACCAUAGGGUUUGUCACAGGUUGUCAAGUAAUGUCUGUAUAUGGAAAUCUUUCCAAGAAAAAUUCUCCUUGUACAGACUGAAAUUGAAUAAAAA